AUGCCUAUUUCAAAUGAUUUUGAAGAAACUCAUCAAAUUGCUAUUGAUGUUUUACGUGCUAUAGGAGAAGACCAUCGCGUACACUCGACACAUGAGCCAUCCACAUCUUCAAGGCCAUCCAUGAGACCACCAUCAUUUAUUACACCUGUUAGGGUACCACCCAUUAGAGGUCGGGGGAGAGGUGGUCGUCGAGCUGGUCACCGACAUGUACCUUUGGCAUCUACUUUGGUACAACCCUCACAUCCACCAGUCACAUCUACCUUUCCUCUAUUUCAGCCAUCUACAUCAUUAGAGUUGCCACUCUCUCCCCCUGAUGUAUCCAUACCAGCCCAUUCAUCUCGACCCGAGACUACCAUACCAUCUACCAUUACCCCUGUUACCAUUACCCCUGUUCAGUCAUCUAUAUCAUUGGAUGCACCCCCACCUAUUACAGAGUCUAUUGCACCCCCACCUAUUACAGAGUCUAUUGCACCCUCACCUGUUACAGAGUUUAUUGCACCUCCACCUGUUACAGAGUCCAUUGCACCUCUACCUUUUUUUCAGGGGACAACUCAUGCCGCAUAA
Messenger RNA from Vitis riparia (riverbank grape), 564 nucleotides. Its product is annotated as extensin-like. The record is from RefSeq and is a predicted model, not a curated record. The coding region runs from base 1 to 564 and encodes 187 amino acids. Lineage: Eukaryota; Viridiplantae; Streptophyta; Magnoliopsida; Vitales; Vitaceae. The transcript has a single exon.